CCAAAUCGAGGCGUGCGAGCCCUCGCUACUGAACACCUCGUACAGCAGAACCUUCUUGAACUUCACGACCCCCUACGAGGCGAGCGAAGAACGCUGGAGCCGCUGCCUGCGCUACGAGUUCCAGGACAUAGACUCGGCCGACCGCUGCCAGGCCUCUAACUUCGGGACCGUAACAGAACCCUGCGGCCCAGGCCAUGUUUUUGACGACAGUUUAUUUAAGUCUUCCAUCAUCACAGACUUUGAUUUGUGGUGCGUGUCUCCCUUCUACCGGUCAUUGGCCGGGAUGUCCUAUAUGCUGGGGAUGUUGCUGGGUGCCAUCAUACUCGGGGACCUCUCCGACAGGAUAGGACGGCGGAAUACGGUGGCCGUGGCGAGCAGCAUCGUCGGCGUGUGUGGCAUCGUGUCGGCCACGGCCCCCAACUACCCCGUGUUUCUGAUGGGUCGCUUCUUCACGGGGGCGGGCGCCAUGGGCAUGUACCAGAUCACAUAUGUUCUGUUGGUGGAGUUCGUGGGGGCCAAGUACCGCACCACUCUGGGCAUGCUCAUCCCAGUACCCUUCUCGGUUGGCGAGGCGGCGACGGGGGUACUCGCUUACUUCAUCCGCGACUGGCGAUACCUGCAGGCUGCCGUCACCGUGCCAGCCUUGCUGCUCAUCUCGUAUAAAUGGGUGAUGCCGGAGUCGGUGCGGUGGUUGGUCACCCAGAACAGGACAGACGAAGCCAUCGCCUCCCUCAGACUGAUGGCCAAGACCAACGGCAAGGAGCUCACGGAGGACAGCGUCGCCUUCAUCAGAGAGAAGCCUGCCUGCCCGGCUACUGAGCUCUUCACAACCGGAAGCAGUCAGGCCGACCUCGUAGGCCACGAGGCGACCGAGGCGCCCCAAGAAAAGCCAAAGCCUCGCAAGAAGACUGUGCUGGACCUCUUCAAAACCCCCAACCUCAGGAAAAGAGCCCUCACCAUGUUCUUCUGCUGGGCCGUGGUGACGUUCGUGUACUACGGCUUGUCCCAGAACUCUGGCAACAUUGGAGGCAAUAUCUUCAUCAGCUUUAUUCUGACGAUGGUCAUAGAGAUUCCUUCAUACAUCUUUACAGUGUUCGUUCUCGACAAAAUGGGUCGCAAAGGAACAUUAAUGUUCGUGUUCCUCCUCGGCGGCGUCUCGUGCAUCAUCGCGGGCACCCUACCUAAAGACUACCACAGCGCCAUCAUGUCGCUGAGUUUGGUGGGCAAGUUCGGCGCGUCUGCUGCAUUUUCUUGUGUUUAUAUCUACGCAUCUGAGCUGUUCCCCACCGAGUACCGGGGCAUGGGGGUUGGCUGCUGCUCCAUGUUCGCUAGGGUGGGGGGCACUCUCGCCCCUCUCAUAGUAACGCUGUUCGAGAAACAGCCCGCGGUCGCUCCCGUGACAUUCGGGGUACUGGCCUGCUGCAGCGGCCUGCUGGCCAUCACUCUGCCGGAGACCACAGGGACUCGUCUGCCGCAGACCAUCGCAGAAAGCGAGAAUUUCGGCAGUGAUCAGCGGACGCUUGACUGCUGCCUCUGCCUCACCCAGCACAGAUCUGCGACUUCUGAUAAGUAACUCCACGUCCCGCUUCCCUUACAAAAUUUAGAGUCGCCCCAGC
This is a messenger RNA of Hyalella azteca, 1616 nucleotides long. RefSeq names its product organic cation transporter protein. Gene Ontology annotation, molecular function: transmembrane transporter activity. Gene Ontology annotation, biological process: transmembrane transport. The coding region runs from base 284 to 1573 and encodes 429 amino acids. The transcript has 12 exons. The record is from RefSeq and is a predicted model, not a curated record. Lineage: Eukaryota; Metazoa; Arthropoda; Malacostraca; Amphipoda; Hyalellidae. Gene Ontology annotation, cellular component: membrane.